Molecule: messenger RNA, 474 nt
Organism: Solanum verrucosum
Lineage: Eukaryota; Viridiplantae; Streptophyta; Magnoliopsida; Solanales; Solanaceae
Product: CASP-like protein 5C1
Exons: 3
Coding region: 1-474 (157 amino acids)
Cellular component (GO): membrane
Source: RefSeq, a predicted model, not a curated record
AUGGUCAUGGAUGAUGAAGUACCAGGAGCUGUUGGGACAAGUGCUAGUUUUGCUUUGAGAUUUGGGCAGACCAUCUUCUCUGCUGCUUCUCUUUUGUUCAUGUCUUUAGGAGUUGAGUUCCACAACUAUACUGCCUUCUGCUUCUUAGUAACAAUCAUGGGUUUGGUCAUCCCGUGGAGCAUUACACUGGCACUGACUGACAUAUACUCUGUUUUGAUUCGUUGCCCCAUUCGUCACCCCGGAAUUCUUCUCUUCAUUGUUUUUGGAGAUUGGGCAUUAUCAUUCCUGACAUUAGCAGCAGCAAGUUCAAUAGCUGGUAUUGUUGAUGUUUUGCAGAGGGCAGAUGAAACAUUUUGUGCUGCUGGAUUAUGCAGUAGAUAUCAGAUAUCUGCUGGAUUAGCUUUCUUGUCAUGGUUCCUAUCCAUGGCUUCAUCUCUUUCCAAUCUUUGGUUUCUUUCUUCUCUCACAAGAUGA